This is a messenger RNA of Pneumocystis murina B123, 1655 nucleotides long. RefSeq lists its product as hypothetical. Gene Ontology annotation, biological process: positive regulation of G2/M transition of mitotic cell cycle; G2/M transition of mitotic cell cycle; protein dephosphorylation. Gene Ontology annotation, molecular function: protein tyrosine phosphatase activity. The coding region runs from base 1 to 1617 and encodes 538 amino acids. Gene Ontology annotation, cellular component: cytoplasm; nucleus. The record is from RefSeq and is a predicted model, not a curated record. The transcript has 6 exons. NCBI's taxonomy places the organism in Eukaryota, Fungi, Ascomycota, Pneumocystomycetes, Pneumocystales, Pneumocystaceae.
AUGGAUACUUCACCUCUUGCUGCUUUUUGUUUUUCCGGAAAUCAGAAUUCUUGCAUGACAUCAAUAUCAGGAUACAAUGAGAUUGACAAAUCUAAUUUCAUGGUUUCCGGGAAGAAAUAUAGUGAUAAGAAUAAUAAAUUCGGUAUGAUUAACUUAAAACAAUCUUCUAAGAGUGGAAAUAAUAGCAUAUGUUUUGAUACUGGAUCAUUUAAAAUGAGUCCUACAACAUCACUUGUAGCUGAACUUUCUGGUAAUUUUUAUAUUGAUAAGAGCCCUGUUCCUCCUACUCCAAGACGUUCGCUUUUGUUUAAGUUUUCAUGCGAUCAUCAAUCAACACCGGCAUUGAAUUUUUUAAAAGAUCCUAUUACUCCUAAAUUUGAUUCAUUAACGAUGGGAAAUAUUAAUAUAGCUACACCAUGUUCAUCCCCUAUAGAAACUAUGGAUUAUUCCCCAUUACCACAAAAGCAUACUAUAACUGCUUUUAGUACUGAGUAUUGUGAAGCUUUUGAUGACCAGAAUUUAUGUUCAUAUGUAAACCCAGAAAUAAGGGAUUAUUGUGAUAUAAAGAAUUCUAAAGCACCUUUAAAUGAUAUAUCUAGCUCUAAUGAAUUGAAUAAUAAUAUAUUGAAUUCAUUAUUUAUGGUUAAUGAAAAAUCGAAGAUAAAUCCAUCCAUUCUUGAUACUAAUUAUGAUAAAGAAAAUGCAGACAAUGAUCAGAUAAAGAAUGAUAAUGAAUCAUGUGAUAUUGCUUUGAAUGAUCUUUUUUCUAAUUCGCCAAAUCCUGUUCGGUUUUCUACUGGAAAUGUUGAUUCUGAAUUUCUCCAGCCUUUUAAAAAACCUUUAUUUUCUCGCUAUUCUAUUGCUUUAGAAGCCUCCCCACUUUCAUUUAUGGAUAAUGAUGAUAUGGAUCAUCGGCUAGUAAAGUGGAGAAGGACACAAAGCUUAUAUAAGAAUUCUUGCGAUUUUCUUUCUACGAAGUAUAAGGGACAAGAAAAUAGUGAUCUAUGUUUACAAUUGUCUCCAUUUGAAUUUAAUUCUAAUGAUUGUCAAAUUUUGCCUUGUUUUAGUAUUAAAGACGAUCGUUUGAAAAGAAUCGAUAGUGAUAUAAUUGUCAGAUUGCUAGAUGGGCAUUAUCAUGACCAAUGUGAUGAAUAUAUGAUUGUAGAUUGUCGAUUUGAAUAUGAAUAUAAUGGAGGUCAUAUUAUGGGAGCUAUUAAUAUAAAUACAAAGGAUGCUCUAGAUGCACUUCUUCUAGAUAAUCCGAAGACUAAAAGAUGUCUGAUUAUUUUUCAUUGUGAAUAUAGUUCACAUCGUGCGCCAAGAUUAGCAUUAUAUUUAAGAAAUAGGGAUAGGCAACUUAAUAUGAAAAGGUAUCCUCUUUUAUAUUAUCCGGAAAUUUAUAUCUUGCAUGGUGGUUAUAGAAGUUUUUAUGAAAAAUAUAAAGAAAGAUGUGAGCCGCAGAAUUAUGUUGAAAUGGAUGAUUCUUUACAUAAAACUGCAUGUGCAAGAGAAAUGUGUAAUUUUCGAAGAAACACUAAAUUUUUGAGAACUCUAACAUAUACAUAUGGUCAGACUGAUGCAAUUUGUACGAACACACUGCAAAAAGAUAUGGAAUAACGCUUGUUAUAGCAUGUUAACUGAUUUAUGAUACAAAA